Staurois parvus is the source of this 843-nucleotide messenger RNA. Lineage: Eukaryota; Metazoa; Chordata; Amphibia; Anura; Ranidae. The record is from the annotation of a GenBank genome assembly.
AUGAUCUAUACACAGUGUAACUUGUCCUUAAUCAGUGGUAUCUUUUGUCCUCCAGAUGCUAUAAAAGGUGAUAUCGGUGCUUGUGGCUGGGUUAUUCUCAUCUUAUCUGCUUUGUUUACGGCCAUUACAUUCCCACUUACCAUCUGGUUCUGUGUAAAGAUAAUUAAUGAAUAUGAACGGGCUGUUGUAUUUCGCUUGGGCCGUAUCACAUCAGGAAAACCCAAAGGCCCAGGAAUAAUAUUCAUUCUGCCCUGCACUGAUACUUUCCUUAAGGUGGAUUUGAGGGUGAUAUCAUUUGCAAUCCCACCACAAGAGAUCCUUACUAAAGACUCCGUUACAACAACAGUGGAUGGUGUUGUGUAUUAUAAGAUUUACAAUGCAAUAAAAUCUGUGGCAAAUGUGAACAACGUCCAUGUAGCUACUGCCCAGCUGUCCCAAACCACUCUGAGGAACAUUCUGGGGACACAGACCCUCUCCAGCAUCUUGUCAAACCGCGAGGAAAUCGCCCACAAUAUUCAGUCAAUUCUGGAUAAUGCUACCCAUGACUGGGGGGUGAAUGUGGAACGGGUAGAAAUGAGGGAUGUUCGUCUACCAGUGCAAAUGCAGAGAGCAAUGGCGGCUGAGGCUGAAGCUGUUCGAGAGGCUAGAGCUAAGAUAGUGUCAGCAGAAGGGGAGAUGAACGCCUCACGGGCUCUGAAGGAAGCUUCAAUGGUGAUGUGUGAAUCUCCAGCAGCUCUACAACUGCGCUACCUCCAAACCUUAGCCACCAUCGCCACCGAGAACAAUUCCACUAUUAUAUUCCCUAUCCCCAUUGACAUGCUUCAAGGCCUGCAAAAGAAAUAA